Exophiala viscosa is the source of this 1176-nucleotide messenger RNA. RefSeq names its product uracil-DNA glycosylase. The record is from RefSeq and is a predicted model, not a curated record. Lineage: Eukaryota; Fungi; Ascomycota; Eurotiomycetes; Chaetothyriales; Herpotrichiellaceae. Gene Ontology annotation, biological process: base-excision repair; base-excision repair, AP site formation via deaminated base removal. Gene Ontology annotation, molecular function: uracil DNA N-glycosylase activity. The transcript is spliced from 2 exons. Gene Ontology annotation, cellular component: nucleus; mitochondrion. The coding region runs from base 1 to 1176 and encodes 391 amino acids.
AUGUCUCUCAAGCGCAAGGAUCCCCCGACCUCCACUCCCGACGCAAAGAAACCGAAAAAGAACGCGGACUUGACCUCCUUCUUCGGCCCUCCUAAAACCACGUCUAAAUCUGCCGGUGGUAACAGUGCAGCAAUAUCAUCGACGUCUACGAAUGGAGGAGUAGUGGAGGACGCUUCACCCAUCAAAUUCGACAAGGACAAAUGGGUUGCCAACCUGACAGAUGAGCAAAGGAAACUUCUCAAACUUGAAAUCGACACCUUAGAUCCAAGCUGGCUAGCUCAAUUGAAAGAUGAAGUUGUGUCGCGCGAGUUCCUGGAUCUCAAGCGGUUCCUACAGAAGGAGAUUGACGCGGGACAGAAGAUAUACCCUCCUCUCGAGGAUGUGUAUAGUUGGUCCCGCCACUGCCCCCUCCACAAAGUCCGCGUCGUCAUCCUAGGUCAGGACCCAUACCAUGGUCACAAUCAAGCCCACGGCCUUUGCUUCAGUGUCCGCCCACCAACACCAGCCCCGCCGUCUCUCAAAAACAUAUACACGGCGAUAAAACGCGACUAUCCCUCCUUUACACCCCCAGCCAAGAACUCAGGCUUACUCACGCCGUGGGCCGAUCAGGGCGUCUUACUCCUCAACACCUGUCUAACGGUCCGCGCGGCCCAGGCCAAUUCCCACGCCAAUCACGGCUGGGAGAAGUUCACGCAAAAGGUCAUCGACACCGUCGUCAAGACACGCACGCGAGGCGUCGUGUUUCUGGCGUGGGGAAGUCCAGCGCAGAAACGCUGCGAUAGAAUCAGCGGUGCAAAACAUGUGGUGCUGAAGAGCGUGCAUCCUUCGCCGCUCAGUGCUCACAAGGGAUUUUUUGACUGUGGGCAUUUCAAGAAGGCUAAUGAGUGGCUGGAGAGUCGGUAUGGGCCCGAAGGAGUGAUUGAUUGGAAUUUGAAUGUGCAGAAACCGAUCAAAGCGCCGGAUGUGCAGGAGCCUGUGAAAGUCACUGAGACGCAGGAAAAGAAGCCCGAAGAAGAUGGCCCGGUGACAGAGUUGCCAGAGAAGAAGAGUGACGAUGGUAAGGAGCACAAGAUCGUCGAGCAGGACGAGUUUGCGGGCGAGGACGACGAUGACGCCCUUGCUGCGCUGGACGAGGUGGUUAAGCUGGAAGCGGAGCAGGACAAGAAGGAUACGUGA